Molecule: messenger RNA, 1254 nt
Organism: Photinus pyralis (common eastern firefly)
Lineage: Eukaryota; Metazoa; Arthropoda; Insecta; Coleoptera; Lampyridae
Product: farnesol dehydrogenase-like
Exons: 3
Coding region: 444-1187 (247 amino acids)
Source: RefSeq, a predicted model, not a curated record
AUCUUUCCAUUCAAUGAGUACAAAAAUAAUAUUUUGUGUUGCCAUGUGUAUCAAGAAAAUUUGAAUGCAAAACAUUAUUUUGGAAGUUUUACGUAAUGUUGUUCCUGCAAACUCACUAUACGGACUAGUUUUCGAAACUACAGAAAUGGAUAGCAACAGAGAACUAUCAAACUUGACGUUAUCUUCCAAGUUUAAUGUACUAAAAGAUAACAAACGAACACAUCGUAACAUUAUGUUUUAAAGAAAAUGGUGUCAUGGUUCAAUGUAAUCAAAUUAAAUUCUGCCACCCUAAACGACUAGUCAGCCUUGGGAAAUAUUGACUACUCAAAUCACACAGUCACGCUAAAUAGGACACGCGCAUUUGUGAUAAUUGUGGGAUAACGCCGUUGUUUAUCGCAAGUCUCGCACUGUGUACCUACAGUCAAGUUUCAUUUCAGGUAAACAUGGAAAAAUGGGAAGGAAAGGUUGCAAUUGUGACAGGUACAAGUUCCGGGAUCGGUCGGGCGAUUGCAACGCAAUUGGUUGAGGCGGGGGUGGACGUCGUUGGUAUUGCCAGACGCGAGGAUCGCGGAAGGGAACUUGAGUCGGUUUUGGCGGGGAAAAAAGGCAGAUACUACCAUAUUACCGGCGAUGUCUCUAAGGAGGAAGACGUGCUGAAAUCGUUCGGGUGGGUUACAGAAAAUUUGGGACCGGUUCACAUUUUGGUUAAUAACGCCGGUAUUACGCGAGAGAGUAGCUUGUAUGAUGGAGAAACGAGCAUGUGGAGGGAGGUUUUUGACACCAACGUUAUGGGUCUCUGCAUGAUGACCAGGGAAGCUAUAAAAGUGAUGCGAGCCAAUGAUAUAGCGGGUCAGAUAGUUCACAUAGGCAGUUUAGGGAGUCACAUAGUACUUCCCAUCAAAAAUUCAAACGUGUACUUCGGCAGCAAAUUUGCUGUAAAGGCUCUGGCAGAGACGCUACGGCAAGAGCUGAACACAAUCGGAAGCCAAAUUAAGAUAUCGAGUAUCAGUCCUGGCGUGGUCCAUACAGAAUUGUGUGACUACAAUCAAGACUUCAAGAACAUUACACAAUCAAUGGAUCCAUUAAAAUCGGAAGACAUUGCAGAUAUGGUCUUGUUUGUACUUUCGAGGCCGCCGCAUGUUCAGAUUCAAGACAUUUUAGUUAGACCAAUAACUCAACCAAUCUAGGAUAUUCACGAACCGUUUCUCAAACUGAUCGAAAUAUUCUUUAUGUAAAAUAAACGUUUUUAGAGUC